AUGGAUGGCCCUCCAAAGAACAAUACGCCCCUCCUCGAUGCAGUGACUUUCUCUACUCCAAGGCACCUUAAGAAGGGCCCUGUUGGCUCCGCUUUAUCUCUGCGAAAACGGCGAAGAGCGGACGAUGGGAUAACAGUUCACCUACCGCCACCAUUUACAAUUGAGGCGGAGUCAGACUUUGGGGAGAAUGUUCAUAUCAAACCGCUCGAAAUACUCCCACGCGAUAGUAUCGGUCUUGAUUGGGCUAAUUCCAAAACCAAUUCAAGGUUGUUCAAUGCUGACAUACCUUCUCUUAACGCCGAGAACGUUAUUCUGAUCGCAAAAUACGAUAAUACCCGCCAGCUAGCAGCAAUACAGAGAGUUGGUCACCCUAGAAGCGGGCUCUACACUCUGUUUCGUCUGUCCAAUCAUGUUAAUAUGGGGCCUGUCAAAACUAUGGCAGCCCACCUCAAGAAAGAAAUUGGGAAAUGGUGGAAACCCGCUGAAUUAGAUGAUGAGGGCGCUCAAUCGGAACCUGAGGAGUGGUGGGAGGAUGGAAGUAUGGACCAGGGCAUUCUUGUAAAUGCUCUACAGGGAGUUCAUGUAACUCCAGGAUCUAGACAACUGAACCUGGAUAAGCUCUUGACGGCCACCAAGUCGCUAGCUAUUGCUAAGAACAAGCCAGCCUUGAAGCCAAAGAUUUCCCCUCUUCCAUCAGGCCCUGCCCCCCCUAGUGACACAGACUCGGUGCCCGAGUUCGGGCUAGCUCGGCUUAGACAGCAGUACUACUCCCUACUCUAUACCUCAAAGAGUUCCCUUCAAUACUUCCCGAAAACUUCCCUAUCGCGGGCCCGUGUCCUUUUUCCGACCAAUGGUGAAUCACCGGUCUCGCGCCUUGACCUUCUUCUUUGCUUGGAGAACAUGGUGAUGUCGGUCGAAGAAUGCGACGAUAAAUACCGUGCUGGUAUUCGCGAUGUCUCGAAUGCAAGACGUGCUCAAAGCGGCAUGGCCGAUCAGAUGACUAAUGACCAACUUGAAUCUGCAAUUGUUCCACCCAACUGUCUUAGAGAUAACGAGAUCAAAUACGUGCUUAAGUGGUUAAAAUCCCUAUCUGAUGAUGACGGCCCGAUCCGUUCUCUUGGCCAAGAGGAAAUUCAUUUACAAAAGUGCACCACGGAGCUCAGAUCUCGAGAAACUGAAUUGCAAGUCAUUGUGAUUCUCGAAAUUCUGGCCAUUAAAGAGGGUCUUUCUGAUGAGAAGACGAAAGAGUAUGAAAAGUUAAAAAAAGCGGCUGACCGAAGGAGAAGGCGAAGGGAAAAGGCCGGACAAGGAGACGACGGAGAAAAGAAGAAGAGGAAGAAGAAAAUGGACCUUUUGGUUCUUCUAGACCUUCUCGUUGAUAGGCUUUGCAUUUGGCAUUCGAUCGGCACAGGCGAGGAACCCAAGAGCUCCCAGCCAAAGCCAAAAGAUGCAAAAGAUCGUCUCAGGCAUUUUUGCAUUGAAAUUGUUAUUGCAUACUAUUCAUCUCGACUCCCAAAUAUCUGCGAAGAUAUCCGAUGCAAGUGUACCGGAAAGAUCAAGCAAACUAGGAAAGACCAUGAUCUAGUAAUAGAAGGUGAAGAGACGCAGCUGGAUAUCAGCCAGAUUGGAUCGCAGGAUGCAAUGCCGGAUACCACAGAAGACUCUUUGUUUUUGAAGUCCGCUUAUGGCAGCCGACCUACGCUAUCGCGAUCCUUGACCGCGCCCGCCGGACGGCAUCAGCUUGAACGAGCGGAGUCAUCUUUCUCAGCCUCGCUGCACGGAGAAACCCAAGAUCUCACUUUCGAUUUUGCUGCACAAGUGUCACAAGACAAGGAGGCUAUGAAAACAUCUUUCAGAGGCGGGAUCACCAAUACAAAGAAAACGGCCGAAAGGAGGGUUGUAGAUAUGGCUCCACGGACAAAGAGACGUAAGACUGAAUGCGGCGACGAAUCCCAGCUCAAGGACGCCAUAAAGAAUAUCGCGAAGCCAAACAGGUUAGCAGUUGCCGAAGAGAUGGUUUCCGCAAGUGCACAACGAAUGAAAAUUACGGGAAGAAAACCAAAGAAAACAAUUCGGAUCCCGGUUGCUACUAAUACCGUCCAGGUUGCCGCUACUCCAAGGAAAAACAAUAGAACCCUUAAACUUCUAGAAAGAAAACCCGAUGUCCCGACGGCAAUCGCAGAAGAGGAAGAUCAUAUUCCACCCUCGAGUCAGAUUGUCCCGCAGUCUUCAAUCAAAGAUUCUAGAAAAAAUGAGCGUGAUGAGGUUCAGGCCACGCCAUCCAAGGCCCCCCGAGCGGAUGCUCAUGCUAGAACUGCCCUCCACCAGCAUGAUGCCCAGCGACUAAACCUUCUUCAAUCUUCACCACUAUGCAUCUCCGCUACGCCCAUGCGUCCCAAGAGGACAUUUAUGGAGAGCCUCAACCCAGGAACCAGCAGCAAGCCAAAUGCCUUCAUUUCUAGUACCCCAAGCAACCCAUUUAGAACUUCUACAGAUACAUUUCUCGCUAAAGGGUUCAUGAACUCAAUCACGAGCUCCGUUACAGACACGCCUACAAAACCUAGUAUCUCAAGCAAGCUGCGAUCUUCUUUACUCCAAAUCGAUGAAGGGGAUGUUAUCACUUCAUCUCCAUUACAAAAACCAAAACCUGGGACCCCGGUCAACCGCCGCCUCGUUGCUCGAAAUAUAGAAGAGGACUUUGGAAACGACGAUGCAGAUAUUUACAAGGCGCUUGGCUGGAAUGAUUACUAG
Messenger RNA from Orbilia oligospora ATCC 24927, 2751 nucleotides. RefSeq lists its product as uncharacterized. Gene Ontology annotation, biological process: DNA replication initiation. Gene Ontology annotation, cellular component: DNA replication preinitiation complex. The transcript is spliced from 6 exons. NCBI's taxonomy places the organism in Eukaryota, Fungi, Ascomycota, Orbiliomycetes, Orbiliales, Orbiliaceae. Bases 1 to 2751 code for a protein of 916 amino acids. The record is from RefSeq and is a predicted model, not a curated record.